CGUAGAAUAGUCGAAGGAGAGAAAGAGACGAUGAGUCAUACAGACGACUCACCAGCUUAUAAGUAGUAAAUCCAGCAAAAGGAAAAAUAUUCAACUCAGAAAGUCCGAUCAAGAAUAUUCACCGGAGAAAAGGAUCAUAAGAGCAUUUGAGAAUGGUGCUUUUGCCUGCAUUUUUGGACGGGUUUGCAAGAAGCGUGUCGACAAAGAAAGCCAAACAUCUAUCAGAAGAUGAAGAUGGAGGGAGAGAGAUCGCUAAAUCGAUGAUUAAAGAUUCAAAGAAGAAUUCGACUUUGCUUGGUUCUUCAGGGUUUGUCAACUCUGAAACCUCCAAGAGAUUUACCUCUAUUUGUUCUAAUAGAGGUGAGAAAGGAAUUAACCAAGAUCGUGCCAUUGUUUGGGAGGGAUUUGGUUGCCAAGAAGACAUAACAUUUUGUGGGAUGUUCGAUGGACAUGGACCAUGGGGACAUGUGAUAUCCAAAAGAGUCAAAAAGUCAUUUCCAUCUUCUCUGCUUUGCCAAUGGCAACAAACUCUUGCCUCCUUAUCGUCGUCGCCGGAAUGUUUCUCUCCGUUUGAUCUCUGGAAGCAAUCUUGCCUGAAAACAUUCUCCAUCAUCGAUCUUGAUCUCAAGAUCAAUCCUUCCAUUGAUUCUUACUGCAGCGGCUGCACCGCUCUCACCGCCGUCUUGCAGGGUGAUCAUCUUGUUGUAGCAAAUGCUGGUGACUCACGAGCAGUAAUAGCAACUACUUCUGAUGACGGUAACGGUUUAGUGCCGGUUCAGCUCUCGGUAGACUUUAAACCGAACAUUCCCGAAGAAGCAGAACGGAUAAAACAAUCAGAUGGACGAUUGUUCUGCCUAGCAGAUGAACCGGGAGUGUAUCGAGUGGGUAUGCCAAAUGGAGAAUCACUCGGUUUAGCUGUUUCAAGAGCAUUCGGAGAUUACUGCCUUAAAGACUUUGGUUUAGUCUCAGUACCGGCAGUGACAUACCGAAAGAUAACCGAAAAGGACCAGUUCCUCAUCUUGGCAACCGAUGGGAUGUGGGAUGUGAUGACAAACGAUGAGGCAGUGGAGAUAGUAAGAGGAGUUAGAGACAGGAGAAAGAGCGCAAAGAGAUUGGUGGAGAGAGCUAUGAUACUUUGGCGUAGGAAGAGAAGAAGCAUCGCCAUGGAUGAUAUCUCUGCUCUCUGUCUCUUCUUUCACCCUUCUUAAUUUAGCUGCUCUUUAACCUCUAAUACAUAUAUAUCAAUGUAUUUUGAGCUUCAACAACAAAAAAUGUGAUAUAUAUAUAUAUAUAUAUAUACAUUUACAUAGAAUAAUAGAUGUUGU
Eutrema salsugineum is the source of this 1325-nucleotide messenger RNA. RefSeq names its product probable protein phosphatase 2C 41. Gene Ontology annotation, molecular function: protein serine/threonine phosphatase activity. The transcript is spliced from 6 exons. The coding region runs from base 153 to 1208 and encodes 351 amino acids. NCBI's taxonomy places the organism in Eukaryota, Viridiplantae, Streptophyta, Magnoliopsida, Brassicales, Brassicaceae. Gene Ontology annotation, biological process: protein dephosphorylation. The record is from RefSeq and is a predicted model, not a curated record.